AUUUCUCCAACAACUAAAGGAAGAGAAUUCUGAGUUAAUUAGUAAAUUGUGGACUGAUAUGCAGCAGAAAAUAGCGACACAGUCACAAAUAACCCCUCCAGAAACUCCAUCAUCUGCCCUUUCAUCAGGGGAACAAAGAGCUGCUCUGAAUGCUACCAGCGUUGUCAAUAGAAUUCAACCCAGACUUCAGCCUGAAGAAUCUGCUGAGACUCUAGAUUCAAGCUGUGUUGUGGGACAAGUGUUGAACUCAAGGAAGCAAAAACAGCUGUUUAAUAAAGUGAAAGGAAAACCGGAUUUGUGUGUACCUUCCAAGCAGAAGAAAAACAUAUUAUCAAGUAGUACAACCUCUGCAGACUUACCAAGUAGCAAUAAUUCCAGCCUGGAUGUCCUCAAACACAUGAUACAUGAAGUAGAACAUGAAAUGGAAGAAUAUGAGCAGUGGACAGGACGUGAGGUCAAGAGACUGCAGAGCAGCCAGGGUCUUACCGGCUUCACGUUGUCACUGGUGAGCUCCCUCUGUCGCCUGGUUCGGUAUCUGAAAGAGAGUGAGCUCCAACUACGUAAAGAAGUAGAGACAAGGGAGCAACUGCAACAACUAUUAGGUGAUCAUCGAGAGCUCAUUGAUGCUCUGACAGCUGAAAUUCUUCUUCUUAGAGAAGAAAAUACUACUACACAGGCAAGACUUCAGCAGUACAUGGUCACAACAGAUGAACAACUUAUAUCACUCACACAUGCCAUUAAGAACUGUCCUGUGAUAAAUAACAGACAAGAAAGUCAGGCACCAGAAAGGGGACUCACAAGUAGAAGAAUUAUGGACAAUCCAGAGGGUCCAACUGUUAAUGCUAAUGUCUCCAUGCCAUCAGUGUUCAGAGGGGAAGAAGUGGUUGAAUUUCCACAGGAAGAGUUACCUGUUAAACUGUCUCAAGUGCCAACCCCCCCAGAUAGUGUGAAUCUGGCCAACGAUUUUCCAGCGCAUACUUUUGAGCCAGCUGUGUUGUUAACACCACCGAGGCAGAAGAGCAAUUCAGAAUUCUCUCCUCUGCAGGAUGUAUUGAGGAGGACUGUUCAAACUCGUCCUGCUCCACAAAUUCCUCCAACUGUGGAAUUAGUUGAGAAGGAACCAAAUUGGGAAAAGAAGACCUUACCUAUUGAUACAGACAUUCAGAAUUCAAGUGAGGAGAGCCAUCUCUUCACUGAGAGGUGGAGAGUCUCUCACAUGGGAGAAGAUUUGGAGAACAAAACUCAGGCUCCUUUUGUGAACCUCUCACAGCCUCUCUGCAAUUCCCAUUCCAGUAUACAGCAAUCAAGAAAUCCUGUGUUCUCAGAAGAGCCCCUGGUAUUAGGAGAUGGGCAACAGCUUAGAACAAGUGAGCUGUUAACACAAAGAAAGGACAUAAUGGCGCGAAUUGCUGAGUUAACACUGCGGAAUUCGGCUGUCAAGGCACAUCUGAAUAUUAUUGGGCCAGGGGGAGAGCAAGGGGAUGGACUCCAGGAGUUGAACAAGCAGGAAAGUGCAAGCAACAUGACUGCUAAUUUUCCAGUAGCACAGUCUCUAUCACCAAGUAGCAUGGAGGAACGGAUUGCAGAAUUGAAUCGACAGAGUAUGGAGGCCCGUGGAAAACUCCUGCAGUUGAUAGAGCAGCAGAAACUUGUUGGUUUGAAUCCUUGCUCUCCACAAGUGUCACCUGUUCAGUCACUUCUCAGAGCAUGGACUGAAGGAGGAAAAAGGACAAUUGAAGUAUCUAUUCCAGGAGCAGAAGCCCCAGAAAGCUCAAAAUGCAGUACUGUCUCUCCUGUCAGUGGGAUACAUACAAGAAGGUCCUCAGGGGCUACUUGUAAUUCUUGUUCUCCAUUAAAUGCCACCUCAGGAAGUGGACAAUUCACACCUGUUAAUCCAAGAGCAAAGAUUGAGAAACAAAAUGAAGAAGGCUGGUUUGCUCUUUCUACCCAUGUGUCAUAAGUGAAGUCAAGUUUUAUGAAAUUUGUUCUCAACAAUUUAUUCUCGAUCUUUCACUCCCCUUUCCCUGCUCUUGCUUUCAAGUUUUUACAUCCUUCUUUCAGAUAAAACCUACAACAAUUCCGUGAAAUAAUACUAAUAGAACAGAGAAGAAAAGCAAUUAUUUUAAUUUUUGACCUUUUCAAAUAGGGUUUUAACAACCAACCAACCAACCUACAACUUUCUGUGAAUAAAAUUUUGACUGUAGGGAAGCUAAAGUUUUAUAUCCUAAUAAUUUCUUAAGUUUCUUAAGGGUUUUUUUGAGCAACAUGUUUUUACCUUUAUCAUUUUUAUUCAGCUUUUUUUGUUGUUUUGUUUUUUAUUUUAAAUAA
Messenger RNA from Galeopterus variegatus (Sunda flying lemur), 2328 nucleotides. RefSeq names its product spindle and centriole-associated protein 1-like. Gene Ontology annotation, biological process: mitotic spindle assembly; metaphase chromosome alignment; regulation of centriole replication. Gene Ontology annotation, cellular component: centriole; centrosome; spindle. NCBI's taxonomy places the organism in Eukaryota, Metazoa, Chordata, Mammalia, Dermoptera, Cynocephalidae. The record is from RefSeq and is a predicted model, not a curated record. The annotation marks the transcript as partial. The transcript is spliced from 11 exons.